Trichoderma citrinoviride is the source of this 2928-nucleotide messenger RNA. RefSeq lists its product as hypothetical. Lineage: Eukaryota; Fungi; Ascomycota; Sordariomycetes; Hypocreales; Hypocreaceae. The transcript is spliced from 6 exons. The record is from RefSeq and is a predicted model, not a curated record. The coding region runs from base 1 to 2928 and encodes 975 amino acids.
AUGACUUGCCCUAUAAAGAUACUUGUAAAGACUCUCAAGACUGGGAAUGCGACAUCAUUGGCCGUCUGUCACGCUGAGAAUGAGUUCUUCGUCGUACCUUUACUGACAUCAUCGGCCUCGGAUUUCGAUGCCGCUUCACGGAUUCUUCCUUUCCAAACUGAUCUCUCUGGCAAACGCAAUCGGUCAGAUGCGCAAAGAGCCUUUCUCGACUUCCUCAACAAAUCCUCACUGCUCCAAACACAUGGUAAAAUACACUUGGCUGAUGAGGAAGGUCACAUGAAGACUCUCGAAGGAAUAAUGAGCCCUGAUGAGUGGGACAUGCUCAGUGUUGAACAGCCACUCAUCCUGGCUCACGCCUGCUGCUGGAAGUUUGCCCAGCAUCUUGCUCAAACGUCAGAGCGAAGUUUCUCGCGCUCCCACUUCUACAGGUUUAUGAGACAGUUGCAUCAUAUAAUUCCAAGGAAGCUUCAGACCCAUAAAGAGCAGUGGCGGCUGGCUUCGUUUCGCCAUUACGCCGCAUUGUGCCACUCCAAUACAGUAUUCGAUUGCAUUUCGAAUCACGCUGACAUCUCUGAUCAUGCCAGGCAUAAGAUCAAAGAACAUAUCGAGUCUCUCAGGGAUCUCCUCUGUGGGUGUGCAAAGUUGCCACCAGAAUUGCAGCAAAGUAUAUGGCGAAGUAUUCCCACAAACUGUCUGACAUUCAGCUUGCUUGCAACUGCUGAGACGGUAGCUGUGGUAUCUAAAGUGCCUAAAGCCGUCUGGUCGGCGACGACGCCUAUCAUCUCCCACCAAUCUCUGAUACCGAAAGGCUUUGUCGGGAAAGGCUGGCUCCAUACGACGUUCAUUUCGAUACUUGGACGCAGGUAUUUGCAUCGGAUUAAUCUCUCUAAGACUCGACUAAAUGACGAGACGGCCCUUCCCGAGGUCGACAUUCAGAAUGUUUCCCACCUGCACUUCACGGUUGAAGAGAUAGGCAUCUCUGCCAUCCAAAUAGUUAAUAAAGAUGGUACGGAGUCCAACUGGUUGGGGAACCCUGAAGGAGGGUGGCGUGGAUCAACUCUUGGAAUCCAAUUUACCGACCUCCAGGUUUGGAAAGAUGAUCUUAAAGUAUUGAGUCUCAACCCUCUUAUCGAGAACACCGAAUCCUCAGAGCCUGCUGCCUCGAGAGCACUCUGGAAUACCUACCCCAAACUGUCUGCCGGAGAUGAGCUGCCUCUUGCUCGAUUGGCCCAGCGCCACAUCCCACUCAUGCACUAUCCUGGCUGGGGUUUGCGUCAGUACUUGCCCUUCUAUGAAAAUGGGCGCCAUGCCACGGGCAUGACUGUAUACCUUGAUGACUCUGGCACCAACGGAGUUGUCAUGCAUGGGCAGAGCCUCGCACAUAGGGCAGGAACACGCAGAGGGCUCUCAAUGUACAUGCCUUUUAAUCGCGGGGAGAGAAUCCUGGGGCUAGAUCUUCUGAGAAUAAACCGAUAUUCAAGUGGCCCUUUCCUCCUGAUUGAGAUAGAGGUUAAGUCCGAGAAUCACUCAACCUGUCAAAAUGGCACUCGUCGAUGCGUCUUUUUCGGUCCUGCAACCUUCCUCUACCUCUCCAAUACCGAUGUAAGCUGGUUAUCGCUUCUUCAACAUCAGGUGAAAGGAGAUGGAAAUGCUCUAAGGGGCUUGAUCGUAGACCCUCUGGCAUUGCACGGAGGCGCUUCUUUCACCUCCAUUGGAGCCCAUACCACGCCCACAGAGAAAGGAAAGAGGUAUGAGGCUGAAGAUAAUUCUUCAACCAGCAUUCAACCGAUGUUAUUUCCGGAUUUUACACCGUCCCAAGAAUCGGGGGGUAUUAGGACGAUUGCCAACUUGUUCAACGUGAAGGAGCUAGCUGUUCAGAAAACACCCUCCCGAGCAUAUAAAACAAGGCAUCGUUGUAUAGGUCUGUUCAUACGCUAUACGGAUGGAUCGAAUGCGGUUCUAGGACAGUGGGAUACAUCAGCGAGUUCGACAAUCAUAUACGACGCUGCGAAGGGAGAGCCACUUACUACGCUACUCUUUCAGAAAGACCCUUAUGUUAAUCCGUAUACUGGAAGCCUCAUGGUUGAUGUUGUUGCUAACACUUCGAAAAAAGCUUACCAUGCCCAAAAACUCAAAGAGGAAGAGGGGCGGUACCGCGAACCGAUAUCAGAUGGGUCAGUUUUUGAAUGGCUAGCGGCAGAUAAGAAGAGCGUCUGUUGGAAUUUCAGCGCAACGUUUGAUCAUGUGCGGUACUGUCGGUUGGAAGAGUUUCAGUUCCAGCCCGGGAAGACUAUUCAACAGCACGUUCAACUUAUACAUGAAGUGGUGGCCUCUACACUGAACACCCAAAGCACAAUGUCCGAGACCGUAAUCCUGAUAGGACCAGAAGGAUCUGGAAAGUCUACAAUCGGCAGGAUCCUCGCUAACGACCUCUCAAAAGAGCUAUACAGCCUCGAUCGCCAUCGCGACGAGCUCUACGCACCAUACGGCUACGACAAAACCCUCGCAGAAAGGAUAUACGAAGAGCAAGGCCUAUGGGCAUUCUACCAACAUUGGAAACCAUUCGAAUACAAAGCCGUCACACAUAUACUGCAGAAUGCAAAGCAAGAGGGCGACGAGUUCUACGGCAAGCUUCUCGACUUCGGAGCCGGACACUCGGUUUUCGAGGACCCGCAAGAGCUGGUGCACAUAGAGGCGUUGAUGGAGCCUUAUAGGAAUGUGUUUUUGGUGGUGCCGUGCGACGAUGUGGAUGAAGUGGUGAGGAUUACGGAGGAGAGGAGGGGGCAUGAGCUUGGGCUUAACAGGCACUUUGUGGAACAUUCCAGCAAUAGGAGGCUUGCGAAGCACACUGUUUAUACGAAGGAUAUGACAGCCGAGGAGUGUGCUGAGAAGGUGCUUCGGAUCAUUGGAUCAAGAGAGGAGGUUUGA